AUGAAUGGUAUCAUGAUGGACGUGCUAAAGUACACUAGUAAGUGCCCUAUCGACGAAAAGGAAGAAGAAAAAAAAAAUCGUUGUCGUGAGUUCAUAAAUGAGGACAUAUUUGUUUAUAGAUGUAAUAUAUGCCUGUUUGUAUUUACUUGUGUGCAUUCGUUUGCUAGCCAUAUAAUAAGUGAAAACCACAGAGUUAAACAGUUGGACGCAUUGAAAAAAGAGAAAUAUUUCAAUUGUUUGAGAUGUAAAUAUAUCUGUCUUAGUAUAGCUAAAAUAAUAAAACAUAUAGAAUUGUAUAAUCAUGGCCAUAAUAUUUUGAAAAAAAUUAAAAAAAAAAUGGUCUACACUGGUACAGUUACCUGUACAUGCAAGGUAAAAUGUUACAGUUCUUUUUCACAAAAUGACAAUUAUGCAAGUGUGGAAGAUGUACUAUUGAAUGAAAAUAAUAAUCCUUUAAAUUUAAAAAAAAAAGAAAAACAGAAAAAUUGGUAUGAGUACCUUAAUUUCCUACAAAACUCUGCUAACCGUAAUGAAGAUGAACGAGAAGAAUCAUCAAAAGGGCAUGUUGUCACUGGGACAACAAACAAUGAUAUCAAGAAUUCUUUUAUUCAAAAAUGGAACCAUGCCAAGCAAGAAGAAAUUACGAACGAAUUUGCGAAUAAAUAUAUGAACACAUCUCUGAACCGAUUUUCAGGAAAUUAUUACACAAAAUUGGGAUGUUCAAAUAUUUUACAAAACGGUUCUUCACCUUCUUUUUACCAAAACAGUUGUAAUGAUAGUGCUGCUAUCACCUGGGGCAGUUCACACGGUAGUAGCUGCCCAUAUAGCAGUAAUGUACACGAAAACAGAGGGGUUAACGACGCCUACCCCAUCAGGAAUCCCUCUGGAGGUGAGUACCACCAGGUGGGAGAGAUAAAAGAACUUAAGCCUAUUUGUAACGAUAUGGAAAAAAUAAAAGAAUUCAAUACUAUGUUACUAAAUAUAGAAAAUUUCGAAAAGGAAAAGAGUGUAGAUAAUUCUAAUAGAGAUAUAAAAAAAGAAAAUUUGUUAUUAUAUAUAUAUGAAAAUAAUUAUGAUUUGAAUAAUGUAAAAAAUUAUCAAUCUUAUACUUAUGAAACUUAUAAUAGCGAAAAAAGAUGUGAUAAUAUAAAAGAAGACACAGAGGAAGAAUUCCAUUUAUUCAAUCAUGAUUUAUUAUAUAAACAUAACAAUUGUUCUGGAGAAAAUUAUGACCAGUUCAUAAAUUUAGAGUAUAAACCGAAUUUUAAUUAUGACCAUAGGGAAAUAUGCAAAGAAGUUUAUAACAAAAUAAACAAAGCGGGAUAUGAAAAUUUCAUAAAGGAAAAAAAAGAAAAACUUAAACAUGAACAAGUAGGUGAUGCUUUGAGGGGAGAUACUAUUGAUGUGGAGGUGGAGGACAAGGAGAAAGAGAUUGACUCGAAGGAUUCAUAUGAAACUUUGGAUUGGCAGAGUAAUUAUUGCUUGCCUGAUAAUGUAUAUUCUAAGACCCAAAUGGAGAGUACUGGUAGUAGCAACAGAAGCAGCAAUUUUUGCAGUAAUGAGGGUAUUCCAAAGAAUAUUCAUAUGAACUAUGGCAUUUCCAUCGAUGGAGGAAAAGACAGUCUUGAGGGAAUUUUCAGUGGAUAUUAUGCAUCAAAAAAUAAUGUACAUAUAGAAGAAGGAGGAAAAGAUGAAACGAGUUUAUUUUUGAGCUGUGAAAAAAAUUGUACUGAUGCUGCUACGUUUGAUACAUUAUCUUUUGAGUUAAGGGAAAACAAUCCUGCUGUUAGUAGUCAUCAUAGGACGAAUAAUUUUGAGAAGCAGGAGUGUAAAAAUAUAAGUGAACAAGUUGAUAUAUAUAAAGGGGAUAUACCAAAUGAGCUGUAUUUGGAAAAAGAUACUAUAGAUAUACUUCCGCGCAAAUGCACAGAGGUAGGAUUUGCUAACAGUACGGUACGAAAAUAUUUUUCCGAAAAUUUGGAACCAUGUAUAUACAAUAGUAAAAGCACUAAUCCCAAUGGUAGGAGCAUGAGUGAUAUGUAUAUAAACGACAGAAAAGGUUUUGCACUUCCAUCUUUUCUUUUCCCCAGCGAUUUUGCAAAGGAGGAAGAUAAUGAAUUAGCAAGAAAUAACCUAUAUAUGGAAAUAAAUAGUGCAUAUAAAAAACUAACUCAUUGUGAUGCCUUCGAAAGUAUGUAUGGAAUGAAUUCCUUCGUUAUGAAUAAAGACAUGUAUUCAUACUUGGAUGAUGAUAUGCAACAAAUGGAUAAAAGUAGGAGUAGAAGUAGGAGUAGAAGUAGGAGUAGAAGUAGGAGUAGAAGUAGGAGUAGAAGUAGGAGUAGAAGUAGGAGUAGAAGUAGUAGUAGUGGGAAUAGUAGCCGGAGCUAUGGUAACCAUUGUAACUACGUUGGCACAACGAAUAUUAGUAGUAACAAGAUAUACAAUUGGAGUAAUGGUAGAGUGCUGGAAGAUGGCAAUAAUUUGGCUAGCGAUUUAUCAGAGGGUGAUAAAUGGGUGAAGCAUAUAAAUGAAAAGAAAAAUAGUGCUUUUGAAAAAUGGUAUCCAUAUGAAAAAUGCGAUUUAUUAAAUAGUUCAUUUAAUACUGGAAUAACUAAUAAUAUGAAUUAUUCAUAUAAUAAUAUUGCAGAAAAUAAAUUAGAAAAUUCUGAACAGGUCAGUAGAAACAAUUUAGGGACCUUGACUAGUACUGAUAUAGAGCGAAUCAAAAAUGAAAGAACAUAUGACUUCACAAAUUUUAAUAAAUAUAAUUAUAAUAUGACAGGACAAGAUGUUGAUAGAAGUAGUAACUCCAUUCUCAACCAAAACAAAGAUAACUACAACAACAAUCAUUGUAAUAAUAGCCUAUGUAGUAAUUACUUUAACGCUAAAAAUUGCAUGUGGCAAAUGGAGGGACAUAAAAGAUGUGAUAAUUACUUGGACAAAAUUUUGGAAAAAAAGGAAAUCAAGCAAUGGAAUUCAUUUGAAAGUUUCAAUUUGAAAGCGGAAGAAGAGAAGGAAACGAUGUAUUCUGAUGAGAAAAAUGCACAUUCGUUAUUAGCAGGUAUGAAACAUGGCAACACAGGUUUCACUGGUGAGCAGGGGCAUGGAAGUCUACACCGCGUGAGGGAAGAGGGGAACAGUAACUGUGAUAAAAGCUGGGAUAAAAGCUGUGAUAGAAGCUGUGAUAGAAGCUGUGAUAGAAGCUGUGAUAGAAGCUGUGAUAGAAGCUGUGAUAGAAGCUGUGAUAGAAGCUGUGAUAGAAGCUGUGAUAGAAGCUGUGAUAGAAGCUGUGAUAGAAGCUGUGAUAGAAGCUGUGAUAGAAGCUGUGAUAAAAGCUGUGAUAGAAGCUGUGAUAGCAUAGGCAAUAGCACCGGUAACAGUAAUGACAAUAGCAGUGGAAAUGACAAUGACAGGGUACUCGGAAGAAACGGGAUGAACGAAGCGGCAGACCUAUACCAGAAAAGGAAAUUGUUCAUCGAAGAAAUAGAUGAAAUAAAGAAAUUAAUUGAAGAAGAAAGUAAAAGUAGCAAAUUAAACUACACAACCAUUAAUGGUGCCUACGAACAGAGAAUUCUAAAUACUACUCCCCUUCUUAUAGAAAGAAGUAAUUUAUUAAAAGGUGAAAAAAUAAAACUGCAGAAUAUUGUCUUUUCAAACAACAAGAAUAAUGAUGAGGUCCAUGAUUUUUUGCCAAAUUUUAAAUUAUUUCGUAAGAGUAAUACCGACCAUUUUCAAAAUCGUAAUAAUAUAAGCACUCCGUUUUAUCCAGCAAGUAAUACUGCUCCGGAUAAGGGAGAAUUCUCUCGUUUUAUGUCACAUGUUGAAAGGACCCACAACAGAUGCUGA
Molecule: messenger RNA, 3846 nt
Organism: Plasmodium malariae
Lineage: Eukaryota; Apicomplexa; Aconoidasida; Haemosporida; Plasmodiidae
Product: conserved Plasmodium protein, unknown function
Exons: 1
Coding region: 1-3846 (1281 amino acids)
Source: RefSeq, a predicted model, not a curated record